This is a messenger RNA of Synchiropus splendidus (mandarinfish), 1763 nucleotides long. It is a transcript of the gene slc35b1, whose product is annotated as solute carrier family 35 member B1. Gene Ontology annotation, molecular function: UDP-galactose transmembrane transporter activity; UDP-glucose transmembrane transporter activity. Lineage: Eukaryota; Metazoa; Chordata; Actinopteri; Syngnathiformes; Callionymidae. Gene Ontology annotation, biological process: UDP-galactose transmembrane transport. The transcript is spliced from 9 exons. The record is from RefSeq and is a predicted model, not a curated record. Bases 367 to 1359 code for a protein of 330 amino acids. Gene Ontology annotation, cellular component: endoplasmic reticulum membrane; Golgi membrane.
CACAUCAGAAGUCAAAUCUAAAAACCCGUAAUUCUGAGGCGGAAUUUGUGUUUGGACUAAAUAUAGGUUGAAAUUGUUGCCCAGAAAGCGUACAUUUUUGCCAUUAAGUGAUUCGAGUCGGCGUUGCUUCAUUAUUUUCUGCUAAAAGAUCAAUUCCAUCAGAAAGCGUUGCUCAAACGCAACAAAGCAGCGGAAGAUGGCAUCAUAAAGUCCACAGCCCCCGGCGGUUUCUAUGAGUGUUGUGUUGCCACCCUGAGCGCCACCUUCAGGCUCGGAACAGCGGCUAUAGUGGAGCGGGACGUCGGCGUGCGGGGAGCCGGGAGUGCGGCGGUGUCGGUCAGCAUACCUGCAUCAGUGGACGGCAGCAUGGCUGCGGGUAAAGGAGCUGGGAAAGCCCAGUCCAGUUGGCACAACCCGAAAAUACGCUUCAUCGUUUGCUUCCUCGGUGUGUUUGUGUGCUACUUUUACUACGGAAUACUACAAGAGACGAUCACUCGUGGUGACUAUGGGGAAGGAGACCAGAAGGAGAAAUUUAGAUUUGCCCGAACGUUGGUUUUCAUCCAGUGCAUCAUUAACUGCCUGUUUGCCAAAAUCUUGAUUCAGUUCUUCGAGGGCUCCAAGCCUGACCACACCAAGCACUGGCUGUAUGGGCUGUGCUCUCUCUCCUACCUCGGCGCCAUGGUGUCCAGUAACUCCGCCCUCCAGUACGUCAACUACCCCACGCAGGUGUUGGGGAAGUCAUGCAAGCCCAUACCAGUGAUGCUGCUCGGCGUCACCAUCCUGAGGAAGAAGUACCCGCUGGCCAAGUAUCUGUGUGUCCUCCUGAUCGUCAGCGGCGUCGCUCUUUUCCUCUACAAACCCAACAAGAGCUCCAGUGUUGCCGACGACCACAUUUUCGGCUUUGGCGAGCUGCUGCUGCUUGCGUCACUGACGUUGGACGGUCUGACUGGCGUGGCCCAGGACCACAUGAGGUCUCGCUUCCAAACCAGCGCCAACCACAUGAUGCUCAACAUCAACAUGUGGUCCACGCUGGUGCUGAGUUUGGCUGUGCUGUGGACUGGAGAGAUUUGGGAGUUCCUGAGCUUCACUGAACGUCACCCGAGCAUCUUCUACAAUAUCCUGCUGUUUGGACUGACCAGCGCUUUGGGACAGACCUUCAUCUUCAUGACGGUGGUCUACUUCGGACCACUGACCUGCUCCAUCGUCACCACCACACGCAAGUUCUUCACCAUCCUGGGCUCAGUGAUUCUGUUCGGCAACGUCAUGACCAACAUGCAGUGGGUGGGAACGGUCCUGGUGUUCCUGGGUCUUGGACUGGACGCUAAAUUUGGGAAGACCCAGAAGACGGCAAAACGCUGAGUCAUCAAACCAAUCCAACUCACCUCCAUGCAAAAAAAAAAUGUCAUUAAAUGUUCUACUCAGUUUACAGCUGUUCAAUAUUUAAUGUGGAGUUCAAAUGUUUUUAAUUGUGUUUUAAUUUUAUUUACGUUCCGUUUUGAAGAAAAAAGGACCGGCACAGCUGGGUUUUUUGGCAAAUCUUUGGCCAAAUGUUAAUAACGGUUCAACAUAUCGCUGCUUAUGUUGCGUCCAUUUUAUGAAUGAUAUUGUUUCACUUUUUUUUUUACAAAGUGAGAAUAAAAAGCAAAUUGUGAUAUAAAAUGUUUUUUUUUUUGUUUUGAAGAUUGGUCAUCUUCAUCAUCCUCCAAUAACACAUUUAUCUUCCUCUUCUUCAUCUUCAACAUACUUACGUAGUUGUGUCAGAC